AUGGCGGGUGAUGAUCAUCCAAAAUCAUCCGGUCUUGAAGACAAAGACGAUGGUGAUCCAUACUAUGAACCCUUCUCAGAAGAGGAACUCCAAAACCUUAUGUCAAAUCAAAACCCUAAUCUAAUGGACUUUGAUUUCACAGAAACUCCAGUCCCUCCUCUUCCUCCUCCUCCUCCCGUUACUAUACCAACCACGGAUAUAAUCGAAACCGGGAUGUUGAAUCAACUCUCACUUACAAUCCCUAACGGUGACACAGACGAUCUUCUUGUUACAUCUUUUGACGAUGAUAUUGACCUCUCUUGGGAAUUGUCAGAUAUACCACCUGAGUUUCUAUACGACAACAUUGACAGUAAUAUCCUAGGAGAUUUUGGUACUAAUGAUAAUAAUGUUGGUGGCACUAGUAGACUUGAAGUUAGUACUCGUGUUUUUGUUGAAAACGGUCCCAAUUUUGAAGCCGGUGGUUCUUCAUCAGCGCCUGUCGUGCCUAUUACACCAACAGUUUCCAACGGCAUACUCGUGUGCACUUGUUGCAACCGUCUUCGAACAUUAAUCCAUAGCAAUGGUCAGGAGAUGAUGAGACUUGAUUUUCAUGGAGGGAUAGGAUACUUCUGCCAUGCGAUUCUCGAGAUUCACAGACUUGAUGGUUCCACUGAACCGCAACAUCAAACGAUUGAUUUGAAGUUUUUAUCGAUGGAUGAUGUGAAGAGGUUUAUAGAAGACUAUCUCGCGGCGAGAGUGGCAUGCGGUUUUGGAGUUGUGCAAGAUACUAAUGCUGAUUUCUAUCAAGCGAUGAAUGCUUGCUUCCCUGAUAACCAGUCGCCUUUGUUCGUGCAACCGCUCGAUGAAGUUCCAAUGCCUCAGGCUAUAGUGCGUGAUGAUCACCAAGCCCUUAAUGUUCCAUCUGUGCCGCAGUAUGUUGGAUUGAGAGAUGAACCUCCAGUGUCCAAAGGAAAGAAACGGAGAAAAACCCCUCUUGCAAUACAGAGAGAACGGACUGGUAAACUAAAACUAAAAGAUAUAAGUAUGCACUUCCAUCUCCCGAUUCAAGAAGCUGCUAGAAGGAUGAGUCUAUGUCCCACAGUGGUUAAGAAGAUAUGUAGAAGGGGCGGACUCUAUCGUUGGCCCCAUCGGAAGAUCAAGAGUCUCCUGAGGAAAAUCUCGUCAUUGAAAAGCAUGUUAGAGACGACAAAGAGUGCACAAGAAAAAACCCGCGUUGAAACAGAGAUCGAGAGACUCGAGAAGCAGAUUAAUGAGAUCUGUAGUGAAGCACUCAAAAACGCUUAA
Messenger RNA from Eruca vesicaria subsp. sativa (arugula), 1284 nucleotides. The record is from the annotation of a GenBank genome assembly. NCBI's taxonomy places the organism in Eukaryota, Viridiplantae, Streptophyta, Magnoliopsida, Brassicales, Brassicaceae.